Molecule: messenger RNA, 309 nt
Organism: Macrosiphum euphorbiae (potato aphid)
Lineage: Eukaryota; Metazoa; Arthropoda; Insecta; Hemiptera; Aphididae
Source: the annotation of a GenBank genome assembly
AUGGCGUUUCAAUCUCGAACACAACGAAUGCUUUCUUUAGCAAAAUCAAGCAAAACUAUCUAUCCUCAGCAACUAAUUUCAGUCUCGAUGGUAAGUCACAAAUUUUUAACUACUGGUCAUACUCAAAUGCCAGUUGAUUCUAUGCACAGUCGUAUUGAGAUACAAAAGCAACGUGCAUUGAAAAGUGGUCCAGUGUAUAUUCCAGCACAUUGGGUUUCAAUAAUUAAAUUGGCUAAAAAAAAAUGGAAAACCGUAUACCACAACUCGAAUGAAUACAAAAGAUUUCUUCGACCUAUCUACUUUAUGUAA